This is a messenger RNA of Insectozyma verbasci, 819 nucleotides long. Lineage: Eukaryota; Fungi; Ascomycota; Pichiomycetes; Serinales; Debaryomycetaceae. The record is from the annotation of a GenBank genome assembly.
AUGGCUAAACGAAAGAAUGAUGAUAAUGAUAACAAGUCAAAUAAGAAGAGGUUUUAUGGUAGGAAAGGUCCCGCUUUAAUAGAUCCAAAUACUACUGGUUUAUAUGCUACUUGUACAAGAAGAAAAGAAAAACAAUGUAAAGACGAAUUAAUAGGUUUACUUGAAGAGAAAAUACAUGAAUAUUUUGAUAUAGAAGAUGAAAAGGAUAAUGAUGGUGAGGAAGAGAAUAAAGUAUUGUCAAUUGAGGAGAAGAUUCAAUUGGAAUUAAAACAAAUGGAUUCAAAAUCUUCAGAUAGAAAAAACGAUUUAUUACAACCUUAUGAUUUAGGUACUGAAUGUUUAUUAUUCAUAAAGACUAAAAAACCAAUAGAUCCAGAAAUACUAGUUGAAAACAUAAUGAAAGAAACAUAUGAAACAGGUGUUAAAACUACUAGAUAUACUUCUAAAUUAAUUCCGAUUAUGAAUACAUGUUCAUCAAAUGGUGAAAAUCCAUUAGAACAAUUAAAAAUACUAGCUAAGCAAGUAUUGAAAAGACAUUUUCAUAAUGAAAAAAAUCAAAAACCAUUGUCUUUUGCUAUUCAAGUUACAAAACGUAAUUUUCAACAAUUUUCAUCAAAUGAAAUUAUAAAAUCAAUUGCUGAAUGUGUGGGGAAAGAUCAUGGACAUAAAGUAGAUCUAAAAGAUUAUGAUAAGUUGAUAAUUGUUGAAUGUUUUAAGAAUAGUAUUGGUAUGAGUGUGGUGAAUAAUUAUUUAAAAUAUUCAAAAUAUAAUCUUCAACAAAUAUUUGAUAAACAACAUGAGGAGAAUAAGGAUGACUAA